GCCUUGUAAGAAUGAAGGCUUUUUAGGAACGCUACAAUCACGUAGCAGAGCCGCUUGCCACUCGAUUAACGCUAACGUUGAAAAGUAUGUAUGCAGGUCAAUCACUGACUGUGGACUUCCUUUAGGCAGUUACCAAAGAGGUGACAAUAGAAUGGAGAAGGCGACUCCAGGUCAUUAAUACUGGCGAUGCUCCGAGGGUAGUGGUCGGUCCUUUUAGAACAAUGGUUUAAUUGAGACCCUUUCUCUGGUGUGGCAAUGCGAAGUUACCACACGGUCGUGACGGUCCACACCAGCUGGGUAUAUAUGAAUAGUCCGAUCUGGUUUUGCAGGAAUAACCACACUCCAAGCCCUUGAUCGAUAACUUCCAAGUCAUCUUCUGGUUUAUAGUUCCACUUAUUCACCUCAAACAUGUACACAACCUCCAAGAAGGACCAUCGCAUUAUCAUGGGGACCGACCGAAGGCCAAACCCACUGCGCUAUGUGAAUCUUGAGGAGUGGGACGAUGGUACCUACGGUGACAUAUCAUUUCAAGAAUCCCAACCGGAGACCCUCGAGGAGCCAUGGCCAUAUAGAUUUCGGAAUGGCGAGAGCGUGUGGAUCCACUCCACAGGUUAUGAUUGGUAUCAAGGGAAAAUUUCUGGACAACCCAAGGCUGCCCAGACGAAGAUGGGUGAUGGACUUUUUUGGCCUGUCACUUAUAAUCGUAAUAAGCGCAGAUAUGCAGCACCUCUCAAUGGCGAGUUGAAGCCUGAUACUCCGCCUAUAAGGAAGAUGCUGGAGGAGGCAGGUGUCUUGUAAGGUGCUGGCACCUACUCACCGUUUCCUUAUUUUACACCGUAUUAUGUUCCAUGUACAUAUACAAUGACCGACAUUGCAUUGUAACACUACCACACAUUCACCGACGCCAUAGUAUCCUAUUGUUUUGCCUUUAAAGAGUUGUUAUCCGGAUCGCUCUGGUUGUCUUGUUUCUUGGAGUAGACUUGACCCAAAUUAUAGGCGCAUGUGUGACGUGCGUGACUGAAAUCUCUUCUAUCACGAUUAACAUCUUAAUCCACGACUAAGACAGACGACCACCAUGACGAAGACGUAUCUUAUGAAC
Messenger RNA from Suillus bovinus, 1099 nucleotides. RefSeq lists its product as uncharacterized. Bases 409 to 798 code for a protein of 129 amino acids. The record is from RefSeq and is a predicted model, not a curated record. The transcript has 5 exons. Lineage: Eukaryota; Fungi; Basidiomycota; Agaricomycetes; Boletales; Suillaceae.